This is a messenger RNA of Chenopodium quinoa (quinoa), 2799 nucleotides long. Its product is annotated as putative zinc transporter At3g08650. Gene Ontology annotation, biological process: zinc ion transmembrane transport. Gene Ontology annotation, molecular function: zinc ion transmembrane transporter activity. NCBI's taxonomy places the organism in Eukaryota, Viridiplantae, Streptophyta, Magnoliopsida, Caryophyllales, Amaranthaceae. Gene Ontology annotation, cellular component: membrane. The transcript has 6 exons. The record is from RefSeq and is a predicted model, not a curated record. Bases 479 to 2269 code for a protein of 596 amino acids.
CGAAAGUGGUGAGCAUAGAAAUAAGUCCCAAUUUCUGUCUUUUACCUCAGACAUCAGUUGUUGGUUUUCUGGGUCUUUCAAAUCCAACGUGCUAUUUUAUUUUCUUCGUUUUUCUUUUCUUUUUUGGAUUAAAUAAAUAAGGAAGUUGAGCCUGUAUUAAAAUCAUAAUCAUUAUUAGUAUUAAUAUUAAUAUUAAACUCUUAUGGAGGAUUGUGAAUUCCUUUGAAUGUACGCGUUAAUUGACAAACCCCGCUUCUUCAUCCCUUUCCCCUCUCUCUGGCUCUCCAACUUUUUCUUUUUCUCAGGUUUUUCAAUUCAUACGUCCACUAUGAUUGAUCUUCAAGAUGAGAGCUUUCUUUAGUUAGUUGUUCAUUAUGGAUGCCCAAAAACUCAUUAUAUUGAUUCAGCACUUUUUCCGCCUCAUACCGGCAUGAACUUGUGAAUUCCGACCUUUAUCUUUUGGAGGACUUGUGCCAGGAUGAAAUCAAUGUUUAAGCAGGUCCUCUUACUGUUUUUAAUUUUCGCGGUCAUCGGUGUUUGUGUCAAGGCAGAGUCUAGUAAGGUUGAUAGUCAGAGGAUAAUAGUUGCGCCAUUAAAGGAAUUAAGAAAUGAUGUUACGGAAGGCACCGGUGCUAAAGAUGUUUUUAGUUCAGAGACCACUUCUACCAAUCCUAAUGACGGGAAAGGUGGAAGCAGCAGAGUUUCUGUCACAACCGUUGCAUUGUUUACGCUAGCAAUGGCCGCUGCCAGUGGUUUUGGGGCUAUUCCGUUCUUUUUUGUAGAGCUUGAUCCCCGCUGGGAGGGUUUAUGCAGUGGAAUGGCUGCUGGAGUCAUGUUAGCUGCAAGCUUUGACCUUAUACAGGAAGGCCAGGAGUAUGGUCAUGGAAAUUGGGUUGUCAUUGGGAUAUUGUCUGGUGGAAUUUUUAUUUCCCUCUGUAAGAAGGUGCUUGAUCAGUAUGGUGAGGUAAGCAUGCUGGACAUAAAAGGUGCUGAUGCAACAAAAGUUGUUCUUGUGAUCGGUAUUAUGACUCUGCAUGCUUUUGGGGAGGGUGCUGGUGUUGGCGUCUCGUUUGCUGGUUCUAGAGGGUUAUCUCAGGGUCUUUUAGUGACUUUAGCUAUUGCUGUUCACAAUAUACCUGAAGGAUUGGCUGUAAGUAUGAUGCUUGCCUCAAGGGGGGUUUCUCCUCAAAAUGCGAUGUUAUGGAGCGUGCUUACAUCCUUGCCCCAGCCCAUUGUGGCAGUGCCAGCAUUUAUGUGUGCUGAUGCAUUUAACAAAUUCUUACCUUUCUGUACGGGCUUUGCUGCUGGAUGUAUGAUCUGGAUGGUUAUUGCAGAAGUUCUUCCAGAUGCAUUCAAGGAAGCCUCAUCAUCUCAAGUGGCAUCAGCAGCUACACUCUCGGUGGCAUUUAUGGAAGCACUGGGCUAUGUCUUUCAAAAUUUCAGUAAUAAUUACAAAUCAGAAGAUGUUUCUGGGUUUGUCAUCUCAUUACUUUUUGGUCUGGGGCCACUACUUGGCGGUAUUGUCCUUGUUGCAUUUGCUGUUGCUUUUCAUCUCCAACAUGCACUGUUGACUGGUAUAGCUUGUGGGAUUGCCUUUAUCCUGGGAGCCUGGCGACCGUUGCAGCUACUUUUAUAUUCAAAAAUGGGGCUUCUUCCGCUUAUAUUGCUGCUAGCCUUGGGAGCUAUUGUUGUGCAUGUAUUAACAUCCAGCAUCUUGAACGCGGUUAGAAAAAAGAGAAACUCAGCAAAUUCCUUGUUUGCUGUUGGUGGCUGCUCAUUGAGUGCCCUGACAAUUCAAUCAUUUUUAUCAUGCACGGCAAUCGCGUUCCAUGCUUUAGCAGAAGGCCUAGCGCUGGGAGUCGCAGCACCAAAAGCUUACGGGCUUGGCCAGUAUAUAGUGCUGCCCGUGUCUUUACAUGGGCUAAUCCGUGGGGCUGCAGCGGCAAGCUGCAUAUAUGGGGCUACGGAUAGUUGGCAUGGGUCUAUUGCAGCAGCUACACUGAUUGGGGUGGUGGGUCCAGUGUCGGCAAUUGGAGCAAUAAUAACUGGAAUAGAUUACAAGGGGCUGGAUCACUUGAUGGUGAUUGCAUGUGGGGGUUUACUACCAAUUUUCGGAAGCAUAGUUGGCAGAGCUGUGAAGUUGGAUCGACAGAAGUGUAGUUUUGGUAUGAUAAUUGGAUUAGGUUUUGCUAGUGUAUGUCUCAUGUUCACUAAAUUGGUCUGCUUGAACACACCCUAUUGCAAUUCUGCGCCAGAAGCUGUAAGAUGAAGUCGAUCAUAUACAGGGUGCUUAUCGCUGCAGAUAGAUUAAUGAAAGAUUUGUUGAUAUACCAUGGUGAACAUGAAGGAAGACUUGUGCUAAAUCGAUUACUGAACAGAGAGGUAGUGUUACUAGUUUGGGUGUGGGGAGAAAUACACCAUCGGCUGUACAUCUGAUUCAUACACUUCAAUCAUUCAAUGAUAUUGCUUCACCUGUACAGCAUAAUUUACAAAGUUGUUUUUGCUUGUAGAAAUCCUUAUUUGCUACCUCACCUUAUGGUUGUUAUUAGUCUACUACGAGUACUGAGUAUCACGACUGCCAUCCCAAAACAUUUGAGCGAAUGCCUGCAAGAGAUACCCUGCGAUUAAAUCAGUCAAGUUAGUUGCUAUAGUAGUCAAUCACUCUGGUUUUUGUCUCUUGAUACUAAUUUGGUGCUUAACGAUGCUUUCACUCUGGUGGUAUUCAAAACCUUUUGUUAUGCAAAAAUACAUGCUGCUCUUCUAAUACUAAGUACAAAAUUCCACUUUAGUAACAAUAAA